Molecule: messenger RNA, 6190 nt
Organism: Brassica napus (rape)
Lineage: Eukaryota; Viridiplantae; Streptophyta; Magnoliopsida; Brassicales; Brassicaceae
Product: protein NRT1/ PTR FAMILY 5.2-like
Exons: 4
Coding region: 4433-6190 (585 amino acids)
Biological process (GO): transmembrane transport; dipeptide transport
Cellular component (GO): membrane
Molecular function (GO): dipeptide transmembrane transporter activity; tripeptide transmembrane transporter activity
Source: RefSeq, a predicted model, not a curated record
UACAAGCAUGAGCACUAUCUUCAACACCAUCAAGCUCUCAAACAUUCCCUAUUUCGAGUAACUACGCCAACAUGGAUUAUCUAUUUUUGAAGAAGAAUAAUAUUUAUGGAGCCAUAAGAUGAUAGAGACCAUUAUCCUUGGAUAAUUUGGUACAUUUGGAAGGCUAGAAAUGAUAAGCUAUUCAGAGGUAUAGAUAGGGACCCAUUGGAGCUUGUCAGAUAUGUAAAGAAUGAGUGUGAGGCCUGGUACAAUGCAAAGGAUACUAUACAUGUUCCUCUACAUGCACAAAUUGUUGAAGAAACACAAGCCUUAAGUUUGGGUAAUAUUUGUAUGUUGGAUGGUUCACGGACCUUCACGGAUCAAUUCAGUGGAAUUAGAUGAGAGUGGAAGGAUAACAUGGGUCCAACUUAUGGGGACACAUAAUUUAAGGAGGUGUGAGAUAGCACUACACUCUAAACUGGAAGCGUUAAGAUGGGCAAUUGAGAAUAUGCUACAACACUCGACCUGUCAGAGAUUUGGGACAGAUUGCAAAUACUUGAUUGCAAUGAUAGUAGGCCCACAAGUUUGGCCAAAUUUUUCAACUCAGCUGGAGGUCAUUCAAAUUUUCCAGAUGUGUUUUCCAGACUUAAUCCAAAAGCGCAAAAUGAAAUUGAUGAUUCACUAGUUAAGAAUAUCCGUUCUUUUCAUAGAUCUUUUUACUUUAUUGGUUGUUUUAUUCAUGUUUAGUUAUCUAGAUUACAUCAAAUUUGAUUAGUAAAAUAACUGUUUGUUACAAAAAAAAUAUAUUAUUAUUUGGGCUUAGAAAACGUAGACAAACUAUUUUAGAAAUAAACAUGUUUACAUAUUAUGCAAAUAAACUCCAAUAUCUCUCUUAUUAAAACAUAACUUUCUUUUUGGAUUCAACUUUUCUUUUAUAAAUUUUUAAAUUAAAUAUAAUCUUCUACUAUACAGUUAAACACACCUUUAAUUUGACUAUUGUUACUAUUUGGGUUUAGAAACGUGUGCUAACUAUUUUAGAAAUAAACAUGUUAUAAUAGUAUGCAAAUACACCCGAAUAUUACGUGAAAGCAGUGUGCAAAUAUGUUGGGUCCAAUAGAUUAUGUCAUAUUUAUGAUAUACGAGAGUUAACAUUAUGACAUCUCCAUUAUUUAAAAUCCAAAUCAAAAUAAUCAUGUUUGUUAAAAAUAUAUAUAAUAUCGAUAGGGUUAUAAAGUAAUUGUUCACGUUCAAACGUUUUCAAAAUUUAAUAAAAUUAGUAGUACUAAAAUUUCCAAGUUAAUCUUUUUUGUCCAUCUGUCGACAAUUAUAAUGCUAUGAAAAUACACACAUAGUAUGAUUUUAACAUUGGAACAUAAGAGUAUACAUACAUAAUCUCUAUUAAAAUAACCGAUAAAUUAUGUAAUAUUUUUUUUAUUAUGUAAUAAACAAAAAAUUCAAAACACUAGCUCAUAACUUUGUGUUAUAACUAAAAAACAACCUGCUUUUUCAAAGUGCAGGUCAUGAUAUAGUUAGCAGAAUUAAAUUUGAAGAUAAUUUUUUCUUUAAAAAAAACGAGAGAGCAAGAGAGAUAGGACCCUAGCAACCAAAGCCGCUGUCAUCCCGACUUUUGCUCUGGCGGUUGAUGCUUCUCACCGCUGCCGGAAGCAGUAUCUCUUCCUCUCCUUUUACUUCUUUACGGUACUAAUCUCGGUAUCUCGACAUCAGUGUUAGGAGCAGCUUCGGACCUGAGUUUUUGGAGUGAUUCAGAUGGGUUAUUCUGUCGGAUCUCGGUGCCCUAGUUCGAAUGGAGAUUAGAUGGAUGCAGGGCUUGUUGGUUUCACUCUGGUAGUCUUGAGCUUCUCUGUAGGGCUCGGUUACAGGUGAAGUUCGGUGGUCUUGGUCAGAAGAGAGAAACUCAUGUUUAUGGCUGUUUAUAGGAUGUCUAGGUUAUGUUCAUGUGUUAGUCUUUAGUUCUAGAGAAGCGGUUUUGAGUGGGUUUUUGGUGGUUGCGAGGUUGUGGUUCUUUUCUCUAUCUCUCUUGUUUGUAUGGCCGAAUAUUAUGUCUUGUUCGAUUGUAUUUCAAAUGUUUUAAUAUAAUCCUUAGAUAAAAAAGAGAAUUUUUUUUAUUAUAUAUUUUCACACAUAUAAUUCACACUUAAAACUUAUAAACAAAAAUAUAAGCAAAAUAUUAACUAGUUACUAUAAUUUAGUUUUUUUAUUAAUAUGCAUCAGAAAUUUAGCUAUUACUCACUUAACCAGCUUUGGUUAGAAAAUAAAUUAAAUAUUUUUAACAAUUUGAAAAGAAGUGUAAGAGAGUAACAAGUAACCAAUGUAAACAAAUAAAAAUACAUUUUCGGGUUCAAUUAUUUUUACUAGAUAAAAAUUUACAAUAAAUUAAAAUAAAGCCUCAAGAUAGUCGGUGGAUAUAAUUCAAUCAAAAUUUUGACCAUCUCUCAUGUAAUUUGCUAUUUUCUCAAGAAUAUAAGAAAUCUUUAAUAUAAGUGUAAUUAACUUUGAUAUAUUCUUCUAAAAUAAUAUUUCUUUAUAUUUCAAAUAAAAAAAAUGUUAUUUAUUUCCCUAAAUAUAGAGGACAGAGUAGAGGUCUAUAUUUUAUAGAAAGAAAUAAAGAUAGAUUAAUUAGAGUACUCUCAAUCUAAUAACGUCACUUACCUAGAUAUUUGAAUCAUUACAUAUAUUUUGCUUAUAUUUGUUUAUACCGUUUCCUUAAUUAUUUGGUGAAUCCUCUUGUUUGGGUGUCUUGUUCUUCUGAUCUAGAUUAUACUAUGUGUCUGUAAUAUAGCCUUUGGUUUAAAAGGCUAUGUUUCUUUCUCAAGAGAAUUAUGUUGAUUCUGCGGGUUAAUUAGACAUAUAUUCUGGUGGCUUUAUCUUUUGAGGGGUUCUUGUAACUCGCUAGCUAUUUUAUUCUGUAAUUUCCUGUUUAAUUAUCAUUGUUAUGUGUUACAAAAAAAUUUACCAUCGUUAUAUUUUAGAGAAAAAUGACGUGAUUUUUAUUUAGUUUAAUGAAAGUAAGAUUGGAGAAAUAUAAAAAAAUAAAUGUAGUAAUAUUUUUGAAAUUUAAUGUUAUCAUAUCUGAUCAAGUGUAUGAGUGCACAACAUCACUAGUUUUUAAGUUCCAUAACAUUUAAAAAUAGAAAAAUAACAAAAAGUAAAAUGAAGACCUUCUGUCAUAUGAGACUUUGCUAAAUCUGAGAAAGGCUGAUUUUACAUGUGUAUAUGUUGAACAAAAAGUUUUCAUGCGCCAUGCAAAAAUAAUAAUGUCAAAAAAGUACAUUUAUAAUAAUUAUUUUUAUAUUUUAACUUUAACAGUUUGAAAGAAAUAAGAUCAUGAAUGUUUUAUUUUUUAUUUAUUUAAUUUAAAUAUUUCAGUAUGAUUCUAUUUAAAUUUCAAAAGAGUUAAGAUUAAAUUUAUAAAAAUAUAUUUAUAUCAUAUUGUAUUUAAUGAUUACUUAUUUUAAUAUAUUUCUUACCACCAAGUUUAAGUAUAUAUAUAGUGAAAUAUAAAUUCUAAUAAAUAUUGGAUUUUUGUUUGUUUUAGUUAAGUACAUUAAAUUGGAAAAAAAAUUGUACUUAAUGAACUGAUAAAUUUAAAUAAAAUUUAAUCGCUUAACAAUUAAAAAUUAUUUGAUUAGUAUUGUUUUAGCUUUGUAUUUCUUGAUACACACUUACAAUUAAUUUUGGUAAAAUAUAUAUGGGUUAUACAAAAUGUGAUAUGUAAAUUGAUGUGAAAAAUUAUAUUGGUAAUUAUAAUAGCUUAUUUUUAUUUUUGUGAUAGAAAAUAUAUAUUUAUUUAAUGGUGAGAUAUAAGUUAUUAGUUAUUAAUAUAUUUUAAUAUUUUCCAAAAAAAUAAAGAUGUUUAAUGGUGAUAUAGGAAUUAAUAGUUAUUACCAUAUUUAAAAUAAAUUACAAAAUUUAUUUGUAUAAGGAAAAUUUAUACAUGGCACAAUUAAGUUGAUAUCAUAUUACAUUUUGAAUGUGGUGAUAACACAUAUACAAUUUACUUCACAAAUAAUGUUUAGGGAGGGUCAAAGACAAAUUUGUUAGAGAUUUUAGUAUAGUUUUCUUCUUCUAAUAUAUUAAAAUAUAUUUUAAAGACUCAUUCUGAUCUCUAAGUGAUAAUGGUGCGCUGACACCUGUUAAUAACAUUUUAUUGUAUGUUUAGUCAAAAUCAUUUUAUUGAGACUUUAGUAUUUUCAAUAGUACUUUUAGUAACAUAAUAUUGACCAAUGGUUGUUUCCAAAUAACAAUCCUGAAUUAAUUGUAUAAGUUAUGUGACUCAUCAAGGGUUAAUGAUUACUCAGCAAUUUAUGUAAAGAUUAUGAUUGUCCAAGUGUCUCAUUCCCUCAUUUCCUCUCUCUACAUAUACAUAUAUAAUACAUGAGACCAAGUAACAACUCUCGAACAAAAAAAAGAUAGAGACAGAGGGAGGGAGGAAAUGACAUUACAAGAGGUAGGAGAUGAUUACACAAAAGAUGGAACUGUUGAUCUUCGGGGCAAUCCAGUCCGAAGAUCCCAAAGAGGUCGUUGGAAAGCUUGUUCUUUCGUCAUUGUGUACGAGAUAUUUGAAAGAAUGGCUUAUUAUGGAAUAUCGAGCAAUCUAGUAAUAUUCAUGACUACCAAAUUGCACCAAGGCACGGUCCAGUCGUCUAACAAUGUGACCAAUUGGGUUGGGACCAGUUGGCUAACUCCAAUAUUGGGUGCUUAUAUUGCCGAUGCCCAUCUCGGCCGCUACAUUACUUUUGUCAUCUCUUCCGCUAUUUACUUCUUGGGAAUGGCGUUGCUGACAUUAUCAGUAUCUCUACCGGACCUUAGGCCACCGACAUGUACGAAGACCAAUGUUGAAGACUGCGAAAAGGCUUCGGUUUUACAAUUAGCCGUUUUCUUUGGAGCGUUAUACAUAUUAGCAAUUGGUACAGGAGGCACCAAACCAAACAUUUCUACAAUAGGAGCAGAUCAGUUCGAUGUCUUUGACCCAAAGGAGAAGAUUCAUAAACAUUCAUUCUUCAAUUGGUGGAUGUUUAGUAUCUUCUUUGGUACUCUCUUUGCCACAACCGUUCUUGUUUAUGUUCAAGAUAAUGUAGGAUGGGCCUUAGGUUAUGGGCUUCCAACAUUGGGACUUGCGAUUUCCAUUAUCAUAUUCUUGGUAGGUACUCCGUUUUACCGCCAUAAACGCCCCAUGGGAAGCCCAUUCACGAAGAUGGCUAGAGUCAUUGUGGCUUCACUUCGUAAAGCUCAAGCGCCUAUGUCACGUGAUCCCACAUGCUUCCAUGAGCUCCCUCUGUUGGAAUAUGAGAGCAAGAGAACAUUCCUAAUCCAUCCUACAAGAAAUCUAAGAUUCUUAGACAGAGCUUCACUCAAGACCGGACCAACCAAUAAAUGGAGUCUCUGUACUACAACAGAAGUAGAAGAAACAAAACAAAUGUUAAGAAUGUUACCUGUCCUGUUCAUAACGUUCGUCCCAAGCAUGAUGCUCGCUCAAGUCAUCACUCUAUUCGUCAAACAAGGAACCCUCCUCAACCGUCACAUCACCAGCAACUUCAGCAUCCCACCCGCAAGUCUCGUAGGGUUCACUACAUUCUCCAUGCUCAUCACCAUAGUCAUAUACGACCAAAUCUUUGUUAAACUCGCCAGAAAACUAACCGGAAACCCAAGAGGCAUCACAUUGCUUCAACGAAUGGGAAUCGGUAUCUUCCUCCACAUCUUUAUCAUGAUCAUUGCAUCAGUAACAGAACGGUAUAGGCUCAAGGUCGCUGCUGACCAUGGACUAGUCCACCAGACCGCUGUACCACUUCCCUUGACCAUUUUCGUGUUGCUGCCACAGUUUGUGCUAAUGGGUUUGGCUGAUACUUUCUUAGAAGUAGCUAAGCUUGAGUUUUUCUACGAUCAAGCACCUGAGAGUAUGAAAAGCCUCGGGACAUCUUACAUGACCACCAGUUUAGCAGCCGGGAACUUCAUGAGCAGCUUCUUGCUUUCGACAGUGGCUCGGGUGACGAAGAACCAGGGAAGAGGAUGGAUUCUUAACAACUUGAAUGAGUCGAGGUUGGAUCACUAUUACAUGCUCUUUGCGGUUAUAAACUUGGUUAACUUCAUCUUCUUCUUGAUGGUGUCUAAGUUCUAUGUGUACAGAGCUGAAAUCACUGAUUCAGCAAACGAAAAACAGGAGACAAAGGUUCUAGAUAACAACAAGGAGUAA